Messenger RNA from Loa loa (African eye worm), 682 nucleotides. RefSeq names its product zinc finger protein. The coding region runs from base 47 to 559 and encodes 170 amino acids. Gene Ontology annotation, molecular function: RNA polymerase II cis-regulatory region sequence-specific DNA binding; DNA-binding transcription factor activity. The record is from RefSeq and is a predicted model, not a curated record. The transcript has a single exon. NCBI's taxonomy places the organism in Eukaryota, Metazoa, Nematoda, Chromadorea, Rhabditida, Onchocercidae. Gene Ontology annotation, biological process: regulation of transcription by RNA polymerase II.
AACAAAGCUGUUGGAUUUAUCAGUACAGGGAUUGAAUAACGAACAAAUGGGAAAUUUGUUGUUAUUAGCCGAAGUGGCCAAUAAAAUGCCGAAAGCCAAAAUAGUCGCUAAAAAUACAAAUGAAUUUAACGGUCAAAAUUUGACAGUCAAGAUGAACUUAACAGUCAAAGAAGAGAGCGUUAAACAAAAGAGUACGAAAGGACUCACAGAGAAGAAAUCAAAAACGAAGAAACUGCAGUGUGAAUUAUGUGGAAAGAUCAUGACAGAUAUGAAAAGGCAUAUGAUGACUCAUACCGGUGAGAAGUUGUACAAUUGUUCGAUAUGCGGGAAAAGUUUCUCUCGAUUAGAUAUCAAGGAAGUUCAUAUGAUAACUCACACUAAUGUGAAGCCGUACAGUUGUCCGAUGUGCAAUAAAAGUUUCAGACAAAAACAACAUUUGAAAAACCACAUGGCAACUCACAACAAAAAUAGACCGCUCUUCUACUGUACUACCUGCGGUAAAGGUCUCCUGGAUUAUCGGUAUUUGAAAUUACAUAAGAUGAAUCAUGAAAGAAGCUGAAAGGCACAUUUUAAACUGAUAAGUUAUAUUUCUAUGCUUAGUCCUUAUUUUAAUGAUAACAUUUUAUUACUGUUAUUAUUUAUUACUUGCUUAUAAGUUGUUAAUUUUUUUUCUCAAUUCCAU